CAGAAGAAGAGCUCGGCAGGCUAGGCAACCGCCACAACCAAAAGCAGAAGAAGGAAUUUGAACGUCAAACACCCAGUGAGACCAGUUAGCCUCCUGAGAAGCUAACAGCUUCAGGAGGAGAAGUUACCAGCUUCUAGUUCCAGAGAAUCGCGAAAAAAACUUCGCAGGAAGAUUAUUGGACUCUUAUUGGAUUCUGUGCGGCUGCCAGAUCUUCUUCUAGGGAAUAAAAGCAAUACUGUCCGGUCCCAAACAGCAUCAUGUCCGUUAACGUUUGGGUUGUUGCUGGUGAUCGGUUACUCAUUCAAAGAGAAAGCAACUCGGUUGGUGAUCACAACUCACCGACUGAUCUACAGAUGAAAGAGGAAGACAGAAAACCAGAUUUAAACCAGAUGAAGGAGGCACCACAGUAUCAACCUAUCAAAGAAGAACAAGUUGAGCUCGACAUCUUUCAUGACGAGAAGUCUGUUGUGAAGACGGAUGCCGAUGUCUUUCAGGUGUCUGCUGGUUCUGAUGAAAUAUUCCAGCAUAAACCUGAACUGCAGCAGAUCACAGGGAUGAAGGAGGAACCAGAACCUGAACAGAUUAAAGAAGAACUGGAGGAACUAGAAAUGGUACAAAUUAAACAAGAAGAGGAGGAACUCUACAGUGAUCAGGAUGAAGAUCAACUUGUAGCAAAGCAGGAUUCCUUCAGAGAAACUCUUACGCAUGAGGAAAAAUACAGCAGUGAACCCGAUCCAAACCAGAAACAGGUCCACCCGUCCAACUCCCCUGGAGCUGAACACCAACCAAAGGACGGAUGCAGAGAUAAAGACCUGGUUUUGGAUGUAGAUGAAGAGCGGACAAAGAAUCAGAAUGAAAGUGUUAAACACUCUGAAAUGAAAAAGCUAAAGAAAAGCAUGCGUUCCUGUAAAAUAUGUGGAAAACAUUUAAUCAGGAAAACUCUCCUGAAAAUUCACAUGAGAAUCCACACUGGUGAGAAACCGCAUACCUGUCAGGUCUGCAGUAAGUCAUUUAGCUUUAGCAGUCAUUUGGUUCGUCACAUGAGAAAUCACACUGGCGAAAGACCAUUCUCGUGUCAGACUUGUGGGAAAAGCUACAUCAACAGAAGCAGCUUAAACGCACACAUCAAGGACCAUCUGGGAGAGAAUUCAUUCCCAUGUGGAUUGUGCGAUAAAUCUUUCACCAAGAGUCAAAAUCUGGUUUGUCACAUGAGACUCCACACAGGCGAGAAACCAUUCUCAUGUCCAAUCUGCGGAAAAAGCUACGUAAGUAAAAGCAGCCUGAAAAAACACAGCAUUACACACAACCUAGUAGACACAGGCGAGAAGCUGUUCUCAUGUGGUUUGUGUGAUAAGUCUUUCAAAAACAAACGAGGUCUGGUUCGUCACGUCAAACUGCACUCUAACAAGAGGCCAUUCUCAUGUCCCACCUGCGGGAAAAGCUACACAAGUAAAGGCGCUUUAAAAGAACACUCUAGAGUUCAUCUACCUGAAAAGCCAUAUCCCUGUGACCUCUGUGAUAAAACCUUUGCAGCCAAGAUUAACUACGACCGCCACCGGAGGACUCAUACAGGUGAGAAGCCAUUUUCAUGUGAAGUUUGUGGGGAUUUUUUUAUUGACAAGUUGGCUCUGGUUAAACAUAUGAGAAGUCACACAGGGGAGAAACCGUUUCCAUGUGACCUGUGUCCUAAAUUUUUUCAUACAAAAUUUAAUUUGGCGUGUCACAUGAGGACUCACACUGGUGAGAAACCCUAUCCUUGUGACCUUUGUGAUAAAUCGUUCAUAUCCAGAGGUAACUUGGACCGUCACCGGAGGAGUCACACAGGCGAGAAACCGUUUUCAUGUGAAGAAUGUGGUAAAUUAUUUACCAACAAGAUGUCUAUGGUUAAACACAUAAAAAAUCACACAGAUAAGAAGCUCAAGAAGAGGUUUUCCUGUAAUCUUUGUGAAUCAUCUUUUACCGACAACAUUCAGCUGGAAGAUCACCUGAGGAGCCACACAGGUGAGAAUGUCUUCUCUGUGGAAAGAAAUUCGCCAAACUUUCCGGUUUAACAAGUUGGACUCAAACAAGCACUAAUUUACCUGCUCGGUAAAUUAUUGGGUUCCGGUCAUAAUCUGACUGGAUAUGUACGUAAAUAAGCCUUAAAAAAAGUUUGUAGAAUAUAUUUUGACAGGCAGGGGGAAUGUGACCAGGGCUAUUAUUAUUACUUAUGUAUUAUUGUUUUCCCCACUUUGUAUUUUACAGGUAAUGAUUUUACCUGUAAAAAGGCAUCUCAUGCUAACUGGCUUAUGCCAGGGGGAACCAGUAUACUUUUGUCAUAGAAAACCAGCAGCUGUCUUAAUUGAAAGCUAAUCAAAAUAUAGAAUGUUAUUUAAAACAUUUAUCUUUUUGCCUGUAAAAAUGAUUUUUGUCCAUUGUUUUAUAUCAAACAAAAUAGAAACCAAAUAGUUUCUAGUUGGCCAAGAAGCCUUUUUUAUUCUGUAAAUUUGCUGGAAUCCUUCAUCUGAAUUGUUCUUAUUUUUGCUGUUUAUUGAUAUUUUUCUUAUUAUUAAUAAGUGUGUAUGUGAAAGAAUAGUACUCUUUUCAUAAAACUGUUUGUGAAUAUUGAUUUCUGCAAAAAUAAUUACAAUGAAAUAAUAUAUUUUUUUAAAUAAUUGCAUAAAUAUUCAUUCCCUUUGGUGUUUCUAGUUUCUGGAACCGGGAUCACUUGAGUUCACUGUUAAUAAAGACUUGUCUGUCUGGAAGGUCCAUUCACUGGUUCAUCAGUUUUCCUGGCUACUGCAUCAAGAUUAAAGAACUCUGACCAAUCAGAGAAAAGCUUAUUGAGAAGCUUCAACCGUUUUGUUAGGAAGAAUGGAGAAAAACUGCAGCGUCCGCAGACUUUCUGAUUCCAAAUGUGCAUCUAAAACUGAGUCAAACGGGGUGAAUAUUUAUUCAACCACUUAUUUUAUGUUGCAUAUUUGUAUUUGUCAUUAUUUUGUACAAAUCUGUUUUCACUUUGACAUCAAAGGCUUUUCUUUUGCAGAUUUCUUCUAAAGGUUCCAUUAUGUUGCUUAAGAUUGGUUUGUAAAAACAAUAAAAAGGGUAAAACAUGGUGAAUA
This is a messenger RNA of Poeciliopsis prolifica (blackstripe livebearer), 3101 nucleotides long. Its product is annotated as gastrula zinc finger protein XlCGF57.1-like. Lineage: Eukaryota; Metazoa; Chordata; Actinopteri; Cyprinodontiformes; Poeciliidae. Gene Ontology annotation, molecular function: RNA polymerase II cis-regulatory region sequence-specific DNA binding; DNA-binding transcription factor activity, RNA polymerase II-specific. The record is from RefSeq and is a predicted model, not a curated record. The transcript is spliced from 3 exons. Bases 258 to 2051 code for a protein of 597 amino acids. Gene Ontology annotation, biological process: regulation of immune system process; negative regulation of transcription by RNA polymerase II; regulation of cytokine production. Gene Ontology annotation, cellular component: nucleus.